Messenger RNA from Durusdinium trenchii, 2483 nucleotides. The record is from the annotation of a GenBank genome assembly. Lineage: Eukaryota; Dinophyceae; Suessiales; Symbiodiniaceae.
GAUGGACUUGCAGGAGACGAGUGCUCCAGGAGAGCCGUGUGGUGAGCCUAUCACUGCAGAAGCGGCCGAGGCUUUGGAGAAGGCGGGGCUGGUGCACAUCUUUGGCAGCAGCUUCAGGCGCGUGCCAAGGCGGAAGGACUGCGCCCUCAAAGACUUUGAAGACUCAAGUGCUUUACAUUGUCGCUGCCGGGAGUCUGCGAUGGUAUGUUGGAACUCUGCCAAAGAGGAGCAGGUGGUUGGCGGCUCCAGGCAAGUCCUGGCUUCGAGCUGUGCCAUGCGGCGAGGCGAUGGGAAGUACCGUUUGGACCUGCGUGUGAACAGCAGCGGAGAGGCUGCUUUCCUACUGGAGAUUGGCCUGCUGGUGCAGCCAGACGAUGGGGUGGCCUUCAAGGUAGGUUGCCCCGGAGCAUCAAGACCUUUGUGCCGUGGUGAACUGCCUGGCAAAAGUGAGCCAUUCUUCCGAAUCCUUUCCUUGAUGGAUGUGCUAGUGGAGGGUGUGCGCCUUUCUGUCGAGAUCGACAUGAAAGAGGAUCAAGUGUCGCUUUGGAACCUGGAGCCAGGCGAAUCAUCAGCUCCUGUGCAGGUUUCCGUGGCACAGUGGUUGGCAGUGUCUGGGCGGCAUUGCCAUGCUCGGGCGUGCAGUUGCUCCUAGGGAAAGAAGAGAUGCAGACCAAAACAGGUCCCGGAUGCCAAAUCAGUUUCUCUAUGCCGGCGCGUGAUGUGUAGAAUUCCUACGUCAUCACACUCUUUUAGGCACAAGCUGCUCUACAUGUCAAAGACAAAGAGAGCAAGGCACAUCACCUGUGCUGUUCCGACCUGGACCUGCACCAUCCUGCGCUAGUUCGAGACAUGGAUGUGCGGCCGCCUAUGCAUGUGAAGGUGCCGACCAAGAUGGUCGAGUCUGAGCGCGUGAACCGUGCGGCUCUAUGGCUCUUCAACUUUGCUGACAAUACUGUGUCUGAAAUGUGCAUCCAUACGGCACCUGCCGUGGGCAGCCUGCCGUGGGCAGCCUGCCGUGGGCAGCCUGAGGAUAUAGAGCCAUUGUUUGGACAAAGUCGUGCUUGGGUGGCUCCACCCCAGAGGCGAUAAAAGACAUAGACCAGAUUCAGGGGGAUGCCGCAGAAACUCAAGAGCUAGAUGCAGAACAUUCUGCAUAUGCACAUCGCGUCACUGUGGGCUUUGUCGUCUACCACCCGGCGUACACAUAUUGGGCUUGAUGCUACUGCUAGUGGUUUGAGCUUGUCAUUGGGGAUUUCACAAUGUUUUUGCCUUGACGGGGAAUUGCUUUGGUUUCUUGAGACUGCUGCCACACACUUGAUUUGCAGAGCUUCCCCAAGAAAGUGCUGUGCGCUCGUCAACUGGGAGAGGCCACACGUGAGCACUGGUGGAUGUCAUGCGUUUAGAGGACUUGCAUCGUGGUGAACAUCCUGGCGGCUUUGGCCAAAACAAAGAGGCCCGGGUGUUUGGCCUGGAUUCUGGAUGGCAGUCAAUGACGUGCCCUGGCCCUGGCCCCUCAAAUGACCCGAGGGAAUGUGCUUUGGAGCAUGCUGCAAAGCCUCUUGCGCUCAGAUGAGACUGCCAAAGCUGGGCAGGCGGUGGAGCAACACAGCGAGCAAAACCUAUAGCCUAGACCUAUUAUCCCAAUCUUGGAGAGGGGAGUGGACCUUGUGCAGCAUGCUGCGGGUCAGCGCAAGUGUGAAGCUGUUCUGGCAUACUGUAGCAGCACGGCUGAAGCUUUGCUGAGGAAGUGGAAUAACCUUUCUCAAUCUGUCCGCCAGACCGUUUGCAGUACCUCACAGCUGUGACUGAAGGCAGCGUAGAUUUAAACAACAACUGGUUACUCGUCGAGCUUGGACAACUAGCAGGAACGUUGCAUUAUCCAGAGGCUUACUUUCGCACAGCCAAAGAGCAAGAACUUGCAACCAAAGCAGAGACAUUUUCUCGCACGAAGACGAGUGAUACGUGUGGCUGCUUGCCAGUCCUUUGCAUGCCUUGCAACGGAGGCCGUUGAAGCCUUGCUGACAGAAAGACCCGAGGAGCUUGACUUCCUCGAACGCCUGGUGUGGACACUACAUUCACUAAAGACCAUAGACAAGCUGGAGAAAAACGAUCCUCGUGUGGAAGUCUUGGGUCAAUACUUGCAAAAACCUCAACCACGUCAAUUACUGUACAACUUUGGUGUGCUGUGGGCACGACCCUGCUAUGCUGUUUGUGCCGAAGGGCGUACGGCUGCCAUCCUUAGCCAGGCUGUUGCCUGCUUUUGCCACCCUCGCCAGACACUCCUUAGUGCCACAAAACUUCUAUGAACAUCGAGUCAAGCUGAUCCUAGACUUGCACUCGCCUUUCCAGAUCGAUGCUUUGCGUGGGCCAUACCCUGGCCUGCUAGGGCCGUUGUGAGUACAUUUGCACUUCUCACCCAGAGUGAACUCAUACGCACGAAGACGCGCGAUGCAUGGUUCCAUUCAAGUGUUGGGAGUUGCAAG